AUGAAUACACGCGACGGCCUGAACAACAAGAUUAUUGUGACCGACCUCUCUAAAAUCGAAUUUACGAAUAAUGAUGCAAUUAAAGAAAUUAAUGGUGUCCCACAAGACGACAAGAAGGAUAAAGUUUCACCAAAUGUCUCAUUUUUCACUUUGUUUAAAUUUAGCACUACGCUGGAUAGAAUAUACAUCUUCUUUGCCGUUUUCUUAUCAAUAAUAUGCGGUUGUACAAUGCCGCUUGGAGUGCUUCUCUUCUCUGCUCUGUUGCAAGCGAUGGUGGAUUAUGGCCAGUCAGUUGUAGCUGGCGCUGCGGAGAAAGACGCCUUCUUGCAGUCAUUGAGUGAUUUCGCAUUAUACAAUUGCCUCCUUGGAUUGAUUAUCUUCUUUGUAUCUUAUGCGGCGACAGUGCUUAUGAACGUUGCCGCCUUCAAUCAGGUUUACAGAAUAAGACAAGAGUAUUUGAGGACGGCCCUAAAUCAAGAUUUUGAAUAUUUCGAUACACAUCGAACUGGUGACUUUGCGGCUAAAAUGACAGACGACAUUAUGAAAGUCGAAGACGGCAUUGGUGAGAAGUUGGCAAACUUCGUGUUCUUCCAGGCGUCAUUUGUCAGCUGCAUACUCAUGGCAUUCAUAAAGGGAUGGAAGCUGACACUGCUUUGUUUGAUCUCAUUUCCUAUCACUAUGGUUCCGCUUGCGUUGGCCGGUUUGGUAUCUUCACGGUUAUCGAAGAAAGAAGCCGAGGAGUCGGGAAAAGCUGGUUCAAUUGCAGAAGAAGUGCUUACCGCCGUAAGAACUGUUUACGCUUUUAACGGGCAGCAAAAGGAAAUAGAAAGAUAUGAGAAACCCCUUAAGAAGGCAAGGGAUGCGAAUAUUAAAAAGGCUUUAUACAACGGCAUGUCUAUGGGAGUUUUAUACUUUUGCAUUUUCGGCUCCUACGCGUUGUCCUUUUGGUUCGGUUACAAACUAAUGAUCGAGGAGCCGGAGACGUAUGAUGUUAACACCAUGCUCGCGGUGUUUUUCGGAGUAAUGAUGGGCACCGGUGAGUUCGGGAUGUCCUCAACGCUGAUGGAAGUUUUUGGCAUGGCCCGUGGGGCAGGUGUACAGAUUUUCGCCUUGUUCAACAACGUGCCUCACAUCAAUCCGUUGCUCAAUCGGGGCUUCACACCCGCCUCCAUCGACGGGAGCAUUGAACUGAAGAACGUUGUUUUCCGCUACCCGUCGAGACCUGACGUACCAGUGCUGAGGGGCGUCAGUUUAACUGUUAAGAAAGGACAAUCCGUCGCGUUGGUUGGACACUCCGGCAGUGGCAAGUCCACGGUCAUCCAACUGAUAUCCCGCUACUACGACGUUUUAAGCGGCAGUGUGUCCGUGGGCGGUCACGACGUGAGGAACCUGUCCGUGCGCUGGCUGCGUCAGCAGAUCGGCCUGGUGGGGCAGGAGCCGGUGCUGUUCAACACCACGGUCCGCGAGAACAUCCGUUACGGGCGCCCCGCAGCCACCGACGCGGACAUUGAGACGGCUGCAGGGCAGGCUAACGCGCACACCUUCAUCUCGAAACUGCCUUCCGGCUACGACACGUUAGUUGGCGAGCGCGGUGCUUCAUUGUCCGGAGGGCAGAAGCAACGGCUCGCUAUCGCUCGUGCACUAAUCAGAAACCCAGACAUUUUGCUCCUGGAUGAAGCCACUAGUGCCCUGGACGUGUCUUCGGAAGCCAGGGUGCAGCAAGCUCUUGACAAGGCUCAAAAGGGAAGGACGACUGUAGUUGUGGCACACAGGCUUUCGACCAUAAGGAAUGUAGAUGUUAUAUACGUUUUCAAAAGCGGGGAAAUCGUUGAAAGCGGGGGCCACGAAGAGUUGAUGAACAAAAAGGGCCACUAUUACGACAUGGUGAUGGUGCAGUCUUCGCCAGAGCUAGAUGAAAUAGCAGAAACUUCUAAUGUCAUCGCUCGGCCAGUUUCUGUCAUGAAAGAAAUCGACGAAGACGAAUGUGUUGAUGUAAAGAUGGAAGAGGAGAAGAAAGAAGCGGUGCAGGAGGAGGUGUCGUUUUGGCGCGUGGUGCGACUCAACGCACCCGAAUGGAGAUCUGCCACCGCCGCCAGCAUCUGUUCGCUCCUGAGCGGCUUCGCCAUGCCCCUGUUCGCAGUCAUACUGGGAGAUUUCAUGGGGGUAUUAUCGAACACGGACACCGCCGCAGUUUUGUUAGAAGUAGAAAAAUAUGCUUUGAUAUUCGUGGUCAUUGGGGUCAUAUCUGGAGUUGUACAUUUUAUAGUGGUCUACUUUUACGGCGUUGCCGGCGAGUGCUUGACAAUGAGGCUUCGGUUGUUGAUGUUCAAGAAUCUUCUCCAGCAAGAGAUUGCGUAUUUCGAUGAUAAAGCGAACUCGACAGGGGCUCUUUGCACCAGAUUGUCCGGUGAGGCGGCCGCCGUCCAAGGGGCAACAGGUCAAAGGAUAGGAACUGUCCUGCAAGCAAUAGGAACUGUCAUGUUCUCCAUCGUGCUUGCCUUAUACUUCCAAUGGCAGGUGGGCUUGAUCUCAUUGUGCUGUGUACCACUAAUGGCAUUCGUCCUCUAUUACGAAAACAAACUCACUAACGCCGCCGCCUUCGGAACGACGAAGUCAAUGGAAACUAGUUCGAAGCUAGCAGUCGAGGCAGUUGCCAAUGUGCGCACUGUUGCCUCGCUAGGCAGAGAGGAGAAUUUUGUCAGGGAGUACGCUAUGCUUCUCAGGCCCGCGUUGAUGUACGCAAAGAGGACGUCUCAUAUGCGCGGCGUGGUCUUCGGCCUUUCGAGGAGCAUCUUCAACUUCGCCUACGCCGUUUCACUGUAUUACGGCGGGUCACUGAUGGUCUACAAGCACGUUGACUACUCCCUCAUAAUCAAGUCUGCUGAAACCCUGCUUAUGGGGGCAAGUUCGGCGGGCGAAGCAUUCGCCUUCGCGCCAAAUUUCCAAAAGGGCAUCAAAGCAGCUGCCCGCAUUAUUGUUAUCCUCAAUAAGAAAUCUAAGAUAGUCGAUCCAGAAGAACCUUCGAUUGAGAACUUCAGGGGGAGUGGAGAAGCUAGUCUACGGAACAUAGAUUUCAAAUAUCCCACCCGCCCCAUGGUGCAAGUGCUGAAAGACAUGAACCUCGAAAUACCGCGCAGUAAAACGAUUGCUUUGGUGGGGGCCAGUGGUUGUGGCAAGAGUACCAUCAUCCAACUCCUGGAGAGGUAUUACGAUCCAGACAGUGGCACGGUGACACAAGAUGGAAUUCCGCUACCGAGACUCCUUAUGGCAGACUCCCGGCAAACAAUAGGGUUCGUUCAACAAGAGCCAAUUUUGUUUGACCGUACGAUCGGCGAGAACAUUGCAUACGGUGAUACCUCAAGGUCACCUAGCAUGGAGGAAAUUGUCGAAGUUGCGAAGCAGGCAAACAUUCACAAUUUCAUUAUCUCGUUACCAAUGGGCUAUGACACAAACAUUGGAUCGAAGGGUACACAGUUAUCAGGUGGACAGAAGCAAAGAGUGGCAAUAGCAAGGGCGCUUAUAAGGAAACCUAAAAUGCUCCUCCUUGACGAAGCUACGAGCGCGUUGGAUACUGAGAGCGAAAUGGUGGUGCAGGAGGCGCUUGACGCUGCUAAGGCCGGUCGCACGUGCGUGAUGAUAGCCCACCGACUGAGCACGGUUCGUGACGUGGACCUCAUCUGCGUGCUGCGGGACGGCAACGUCGCGGAGAGCGGCACCCAUUCCGAACUCAUGCGCGCCAAAGGACUCUACUACAAACUCAACUGGCAAGGUCACACG
Iphiclides podalirius (scarce swallowtail) is the source of this 3777-nucleotide messenger RNA. NCBI's taxonomy places the organism in Eukaryota, Metazoa, Arthropoda, Insecta, Lepidoptera, Papilionidae. The record is from the annotation of a GenBank genome assembly.